AUGAAGUGUGAUGGAAUUGUAGUGAGUUGUUGUUUUGAUCACCGAAUAGUAGAUGGAAUAAGCAGCUGUAUUUUGUUUAAUGCAUGGACGGAGGCUGCUCGAGGUCUUUCAUUUUCCAUUACGCCUUGUUUUCAACGCUCACUCAUCAAUCCCCACCAACCUCUCCACGCCGCUGCACUCCCUGAGAUUGAUAUUCAUUACGUGGCAUUGCCUUUCUCUGCUCUCACUCACACUCACCCUCCUCCACCCCAAAUUGGGCGCACCUAUCAUUUGGAUGCUCUUACGCUUCUUCAAUUGCUGGCUCUGGGUAACAAAACUGAAGCAAAACCCCGUGUUGGCAAACCCAUAACAAAGAUGGACGCAGUCUCUGCCUACAUUUGGAAAGUCUUUGCUCGCGCGCAGGCUUUGAGUUGUUCAGAAGCAACGAGAAUCGGCAUUCCAAUUGACGGGCGUGCAUACCUUAACCUCCCUCCCUCCUACUUCGGAAACGCGAUAGCAAUUCCUUUCAAGGAGAGUUACGCAGAGGACAUAUUGGAGCAGCCAUUAAGCAAGAUAGCAGAAAUCGUACGCAAUGUUAUAUGUGCUUCAACAAACAGUGAGUAUUUCAGGUCCGUCGUGGAUUGGGUGGAGGAGAAGAGACCAGCAGCGAUAUUAGCGAGAGUUUAUGGGGAGGAAGGGUCUGCCCUGGUGGUGUCAUCCGGAGUGAGGAUCCCAUUAUAUGAAUUUGACUUGGGAUGUGGAAAGCCUGCGUUUUCAAGUGCAUAUUUUCCAUGGGGAGGAACAGCAGGGUAUGUAAUGUUGCGGGCGAGCCCCCUUGGAGAUGGGAAUAUGGUGGUGUAUAUGCACAUGGCCGAGAAGCAUCUAGAUGCCAUCGAGACUGAUCCUGAAUUUUUGUUCGUGAGGGCCAAUCGAAUGAAUUUCUGGUACCUGUAG
Molecule: messenger RNA, 933 nt
Organism: Cryptomeria japonica (Japanese cedar)
Lineage: Eukaryota; Viridiplantae; Streptophyta; Pinopsida; Cupressales; Cupressaceae
Product: coniferyl alcohol acyltransferase-like
Exons: 1
Coding region: 1-933 (310 amino acids)
Molecular function (GO): acyltransferase activity, transferring groups other than amino-acyl groups
Source: RefSeq, a predicted model, not a curated record